This is a messenger RNA of Spodoptera frugiperda (fall armyworm), 2427 nucleotides long. RefSeq names its product nose resistant to fluoxetine protein 6-like. Bases 75 to 2240 code for a protein of 721 amino acids. Lineage: Eukaryota; Metazoa; Arthropoda; Insecta; Lepidoptera; Noctuidae. The transcript is spliced from 13 exons. The record is from RefSeq and is a predicted model, not a curated record. Gene Ontology annotation, molecular function: acyltransferase activity, transferring groups other than amino-acyl groups.
UAAAUCUUAAAAUAAGUGUUCAUUUAGUCGGAACAGGACGUAUUUGUUAAACAAUAGAAAAUAAUUUGGAAAAAAUGAAGUUGUUAGUUUUAUUAUUUUUAAUUACCGUUUUAAAAAAUGGAUGUUUCGUUAAUGCUCAUUUAGAUAUGGUCGUUCCUGACCAUAAAAAUGUUUUUGAUUUGAAUCUCUAUGAAUCUGUGUUAGAUCCUGAAUUAUGUGAAAAACAAUUAAAUCAUAUGCUGGAUAAUGACCAAGAACUGUUAUUUGAAUUCUUCGAUGCCGGCAUCCGAACUCCAAGAGGUAUAUUGACUGGCGGCGUCUUAGAUCUUGGCAACUAUCACCAAUGUUUGGGCAUACGCAAACAAAUACCAUCUUCAGUGGUCGAAGGAAAAUAUUGCAUGAUAAAUGUACCAUUGGACCAAGAUUGGCCAAGUUUGCCAACAACACCUUCCCUGCCAGAUAUUACAUGGCCAGAUAUCACAUGGCCUCCACAGAACCAACGAUAUUUAAAAUGGAGAGAAAAUGUUGCAAAGAAAUCAAGUGAACUUCGUGUGGCGAUGGCAGGCUAUGAUUCGUUCAGUGGAGCUACGAAUGAAAGCAGCUCUGCUCUAGCUGCGCUCACAUUCCGUCUCGGAGUUUGUAUACCAAAAGCCUGCACACCGAGAUCAGCAAUAAAUUCUAUAUUUGGUGGCUUGAAUACAUCACCAAUUGAGUUUGAAGAAUCAUAUUGCCGUUUGCCUAAAGAUAAGCACUGGGUAGCCGGCGAUUACGUAGCACUAGUAAUAUUUGGAAUUUUCAUUCUUCUCGUGGCGAUAAGCACUGCUUACGAUAUACGACAUAACAUCUUCCUUCAAAAAGAUCCGAAGAAAAUCAACAAGCUAUGGGUGGCCUUCUCCGCUUACACAAACACUCGUCGUCUGGUCACGUACACCCCUGUUCCUGGAACCUUGGAAUGUCUGGACGGCAUCAGAUCAUUCGCUAUGAUGUGGGUCAUCAUUGGCCACACGUUCGUCACUCAAACUCAAAGUCAGAUUAUGGGAAACCCUGCUGAUGCUUUAGCUUGGAUGACGUCACUCCAAUCCGUCUGGAUCACAGCAGCUCCUAUAACUGUGGACACUUUCUUCACUCUAAGUGGACUUCUGCUUGUUUAUACUACAGCUGGAAAAUUGACUAGUUUAAAAUUACUCAAAAAUCUCCACCUUUUCUACCUCAAUCGUUUGCUUCGAAUGUUCCCCGUGCUUGCUGCAGUUAUUCUAAUGCAAAUUUCAAUCUUCAACCGAGUGGCUGACGGUCCAUAUUGGAAUGUCGAGAUGACGAAUACUCAUAGAUGCCGAGUAUAUUGGUGGUCGACGCUGCUACACAUACAGAAUUAUGUCAACCCAAGUCAUAUGUGUCUCUCACAUUCCUGGUACCUGGCCAUAGACGUUCAGCUACAUAUCCUGUCACCUAUAGUCCUUGUAUGGAUUUUGACGGGCAAGAGGAAAUUGGCGUGGUCAGCACUCGUUGGGUCUUUGAUAGCAGUCCUUGCUGCUGCUACCACUUACAACUUCAUAAAGGAGUUCCAAUCUGGACCUGUUAUACCUUCGCGCCCAUACGAUACUCCAGAUUAUUUAAUUAACUACUAUGUCAACACAUUGACGAGAGCUUCACCAUUCUUCGUGGGACUCAUAUUUGGAUACAUUUUACAUCUAAAUCGAGGGACGAAAGUUGUUAUUAACUUUUGGUCUGCAACAGUAAUGUGGGUGUGUACGACAGUAAUAGCGCUGCUCAUCAUAUACUCCUCGUACCCCAUCAUGCAGCUUGAUUGGAAGAACCAAUUUGCUGACAGCAUGAUCAAUUCCUUCAUGAGACCUGCGUGGGCCAUGUUCAUUGGAUGGAUGAUCUUCGCUUGUGAACAUGGUUACGGAGGACCAGUGAACUGGGUACUAUGCCUCCGUGCCUGGAAAGUGCUAGGACGUCUGUCCUACGCUAUGUAUCUAGUGCAUUAUCCUCUUAUGUUCGUCGUCCUUGCAAUGCCAAUUGUACCUAUCUAUUUCGAUGUACAGUUUUCGCUGUACAACUUCUUUGCGGACUUUUUGUUGGCAGUGAUAGUGGCGUUCAUAGUCACUAUUCUGAUCGACUCACCGUGUUCUGUACUCAUCAAACAUUUUAUGGGAGGAGGACCAAGAAGACCACCACAGAAGGUUGCUCCUGCUCUAGAACCAGAAAUGGUAGAGAAAGAAAUGAAAACGCAAUUAUAAAAUAACUAGCUGUUAUCGUGUGAAUUCACUUGCUGCUCAGCUCUUAAGGAUUGUAGCGUGAUGUUUUAUAGCCUGUAGCCUCCUGCGAUAAGUGCUCUAUCCAACACAAAUAAUUGUUGAAAUCGGACCAGUACUUCUGGAGAUUAGCGCGUUCAAACAAACAGACUUCAGCUUUAUAUUUUAAAGU